Molecule: messenger RNA, 880 nt
Organism: Phaedon cochleariae (mustard beetle)
Lineage: Eukaryota; Metazoa; Arthropoda; Insecta; Coleoptera; Chrysomelidae
Source: the annotation of a GenBank genome assembly
AAAGAAGAACGGAAAAGUCGGAAGAAGCUGUAUCUAACCUUCAUUCAUCCUUCUUCCUAAGUUUGCUUGAUGUCUUCAAAUUUUGUGAAACGAAAAUAUGUUUUUAUUAGCGGAAAUGAAAAAUGUUACUAGAAUACUUCCAGAACAAUUCCACAUGAAAUUGAAUGACGCCAUAGCCGGUGAACUGAAUGAAAAACUCGCCAACAAAGUGGUACUCAAUGUAGGUCUCUGUAUUGCCUUGUAUGAUAUCCUCAGUCUCCAAGAAUCCUACAUCUUUCCAGGUGAUGGUGCUUCCCAUACCAGAGUCAAGUUCAGAUUCAUAGUUUUCAGGCCAUUCAUUGAGGAAAUUUUGGUGGGGAGAAUCAGGAGCUGCAGCCAAGAGGGUGUCCAUGUAACUCUGGGGUUCUUUGAAGAUAUUGUAAUACCACCUACUGCAUUACAACAUCCAUCCAGGUUCGAUGAAAAUGAACAGGCUUGGGUAUGGGAGUAUGAUACAGGGGAUGGAAAUAAACAUGAUUUGUUUAUGGAUGCAGGAGAGAUUAUUAGAUUCAGAGUGACUGCUGAAACUUUCAAUGAAACAUGCCCAGCUGGUCCAUCUAGUAUGCAGGAAACGCAAGAGAGCAAUGAGAACAAGAUACCAUAUUUGUUGACUGGAAGUAUUAAUGAACCUGGAUUGGGAUUGUUAUCCUGGUGGAAGAAUAUGUGAUGUAGUCAUGGGAAUCUCCAGAUUUGAGAUAAUCUACCGAAUUAUCUGCAGUGGCAGGGAACCAAAACAAGAUGGAAAGAAAAUUACUUUCCAGCAGUAAGAAGACAAAACAGAUUGCGUGGAUUGACGUUAUAUUUUUACACUAAUGUAAUAUUUCUACAAAUAAAAAUGUAC